ACUCUUGAAUUAGUAUGUAAAUCGGUAAUUGAUUCACCGGAAUACGUGGAAUCGCUAUCCGUUUUUGCCGUCGGCAAAGCAGUUAAAUUUCCGGACGGUUCAAUGAUUAAAAUGCAAUGUCAUCUGCGAUUUUGUGAUCGUUUACUGGGUGAAUGUGAUAGCAUUUUGCCACCUCGAUGCCGUAGAAAUCGUCGAGCAACAGAGAAAAAUAAUGAAAGUGUCAAAUUUACAAGUGAAUCGUUGAAAGAAAUAAAUCGAUCAUGGGAUUUUACACUUUCCACUGAUGGCAGUGAUGAUGAUGAUGAUGAUGAAUAUAAGGAAGAAAAUAAUGAAAUGAUCACUUUUACGGUAUCUACAACGAUAGCACCAACAACAAUGACAACUUUGACAACCAUACCAUUGCUAACUUUUAAUCCAACACUACCGGAGAAAUUAAUGCCAUCACGUCGACGUUUAACAAUCUUGGAUCGUGUAGCUGCAUCAGGAAGUCAUUCGAUUCGAUCAUUACCGCUUUUAUUAGCACCAAAUAAAGCUUCUUAUCCUCUCAGGAAGCUAAUCAAUAAUGAAGAAGAACCAUUUACUGUUUCAUCAUCACAAACUAAUAGUCGAUCUUCGAACAAUCAUCAGCGUAUUAUCAAUUUUCCAGUAGGUGGUAUGGAUGUAAAAAUUAACACACAAAAUGUUGCAAUUGUAAGCGAUGAUCAUUUGAAACAGCAAUACCAACGAGAAUUGAAAGAACGACAACAAAAGGUGACGAAAAAUAUCUCAAAAACACCAUUAACAACCAAAUCAUCGAUUGUAUUCGAGAAAGCAACGACAACCACACCUGUGAGCAUAUAUAGUAAUGCUAUUAAUGGUGCAGAAAGAUUAUUCCAUCAGUCAAAUCGUAGUAGCAUUCCUGAAAUAACCGCUAACGAAUUCCAGGAAAUCGCAAGGCAGACAACCAAUCGGGUACGCAUUGAAUCAGAGGAAUCGAUAGAAGAAUUAAUGGAGGAUAUACGGGAAGUGGUAAAACUUGAACAAAGGAUACAAAAAAUUCUUCGAUCUGAUGUAAUCAUCGUUGAAUCACAGGUUAUAAAUGUUCGCGAUUUAGAGGUAAUGAACGAUCCGAAUUUGCAAGAAAAAUGGUGCAAAAAAUGA
Acanthocheilonema viteae is the source of this 1140-nucleotide messenger RNA. NCBI's taxonomy places the organism in Eukaryota, Metazoa, Nematoda, Chromadorea, Rhabditida, Onchocercidae. The record is from the annotation of a GenBank genome assembly.